Messenger RNA from Exaiptasia diaphana, 1935 nucleotides. RefSeq names its product COP1-interactive protein 1. NCBI's taxonomy places the organism in Eukaryota, Metazoa, Cnidaria, Anthozoa, Actiniaria, Aiptasiidae. Bases 64 to 1056 code for a protein of 330 amino acids. The record is from RefSeq and is a predicted model, not a curated record. The transcript has a single exon.
ACUGGUAUUCGAGGAAACUUUUAACUUUUCAAUAACUUUUCAGCCGAAUAUUAGUACAGAAAAAUGAAUCGUGAAGCACGACACAUUCUCGGGACGAACCAAACAACCGAGCAAGAGAGAUUGCCAAUGGACCUUGGUGAAAUAACUCUGGCUAGUCAGAUAUUGUUACCUGGUAGAACGACUGGUUUGGCUUCCAAACACGAAAUUGAGAUCAAGCAAUUGAAACGAAGUCUACAAGAAAAGGACGAAGAAAUAGCAGACCUUCGUCAGAAGCUGCAAGACGUCUAUGAGAAAAACAACGAUCUCCAGAUUAAAUUGAACACAAAAGACAGGGAGGUCGAGCAACUAAAAGAGAGAAUUCAAACUCUCGAAGAUGAGAAGAAGGACCUACAAGUUGAGUUGUCGGGAGUUGAGACUAAACUGAAAACGGUAGACAGCGAGGUGAAAGCACUUAAGAAGUCUACAAGUUCACACGAGGAAGAGAAUCAAAAGCUUAAAGAGGAUUUACAAAGAGUUGAGUACAGCUUGAAGACUACAGAGACCAAAUUGACAACAGAGAAUGAAAAGCUUAAGAAAGAAGUGAAGCAGCUCAAAGAAACCCAAGUUAUGCCAAUGCUUGAACCACCACGAGCUCCUCUUCCAUCGACAUUUCAGAGUAUGGCUUUGUUGCAUUUUGGAGAAUUAUGUUGGCAAAUUCAGGGGAAAAUGUACAAAAAGGUCUUGCCAAAGCACUAUGUUCCCGUGCGUAGCUACAAAGUGAAGAAUAUCGACAAAGAUGUAAAGAAACUUGCUCAAACAGACGAAGAAAGAAACGCCGCAAAAGAACGAUGGAAAGUCUUAAAAUCCAAGUUAAACUGGAGUGAGGAAUUAGAGGAAGCUAUAAAAUCACUACAAGAUUCGAGAAAUAUCGAAGCCCAUCCAAGAAUAAGCGAGUCUUCGCUUCUUGAUUUUGCUAAAGUUUUAGAAGAAGAUGGAAUCUUGAAGGGAUGGCUAUCCCUUGAACGAGUGAGCGAGCUUAUAGAAAUCUGGAAACGUCUGAAAUGUGAAGAGGAAUGAUAAUUGCAGUAACUAGUAAGUCUUUUGCCACAAUUUUGGUUAUUUUGUUUUUUAGAACAUUGGUACAAGCCAUAAAGCAUGUCGUCAGCAUGCAGUCGAUAAUUGUACUUCAUAACUUGCAUACGAGAAUUGCACUUUGUAACCUGCAUGAUCUUGUUAGAAGAUAAUCUUGUGAACUGAAAUCUUUAUCAUUUAUUCGGAAUAACUCGUUAAGAAUACAAUGAUGAACGAUUUGCUCAAAAUAAUAUUGGACACUAAACACUGGGACUGAACCAGAGACAGUCAUAAUCAUUGCAUAAUUAUGAAAGCUUUAACCAGGUUCAAUAUAUUACAUUUAUUUAGAUAUCCGUCAGUAAGUCAUUUAAGAGAGCCUGGUAAAGCCUCUACUGUCUGUUUCUAUUAUCAUUACUACAAAAAUCCACAUGAAUAUAUAGUUCUUAUUUUCGUCCAUUUGAUUUACGAGAUGAAGUAUAUACUGCGUUUCUUUAUGUAAUAAAACACCAUUGUACGAUAUUCUUAUAUAAAAAUAGAAUAUAAAAAUAGUAAAUACAACAAUUAGCGCAUGAUCAGAUUUUAGGAAGCACAUCAUGAACCUAAGAAAAGAAAAUAAUUCAAAAAAAUUAAGAAAUAUCGAAGCUCGUCUGUGUAUAGAUUCGCCACCCAAAUGUGGACUCUGAAACGUAACUGCUAGAAGGCGCCAAAUUGAAAAAAUUCGAUCAUACAACGUAUAGCGUUUUUGGUUUGACAGUAUUCGCAGAAUAAACGCCAUAACUUGUCAAGCAAAUAGCGCAAGAAGGAAUUAUUUUAUUAUAAAAGCAACAAAACUAAUGAACGUGAGAACCAAAUGUGAAUCAUGCAAAUAAAUAUCCUGGUAAAUUA